AUGGGUAAAGACGAUAGUUGCGGGUUAGAUGUAGGAUGGUUGAUUCGAAACAGGUGUUCUGAUCAUGACCAUGGAUCAAAGUCAAGCAAAAAGAGCAAGUCCGGUGGUGGUGCUAUGGCUGCAGCCCUUGCUUCUUCCGAUUCGCAUGGUGCCAGGACUGGAACUCCCUCCCCGAUAUCUUCUACUGUCAAGAUAUCUGAUUUGGAUGCAAAAAAUCCAGAUGUAACAACGCACGUUGAAGUGAUAGGUCCGAAUAGGAUUGUAAAACAGAGACGUAAUUCUAGUGUUGAUCCUAACAGUGCGAUUGAUAUGUCUGGGAUAAACGGUUAUGAUCAUAAGAUGGGACAUGGAAAAACGCCGCAGAAACAAACGUCGUCAUACCUAGAAAGUGCUCCUUUGAGAAGGACACAAUCUGCAUCGCUGCCCGAAAUGACACAUAAGAGGAAAUCAGGGUUUUUCAAAAAUUUAUUCAAGAGGAAAAGUUCCUCUUCCAAUGCAGAGAGUGCCUCACCACCUCCUGGAUCACCAUCUUUGAAACCUGUCAGUUCUAGCAGCAGUAGUAACAGCACAAUAAGGUUGGAUACAAAUGGCGAAGCUGGAUCGCAUUAUAGCCAUCAUGAAGGUAGAGCGAGAAGCAAAUCAGUGUCAUCAGCGUCGCUGCGGAAUGCAAACCAGCAAAGGUUAGCCCAGAACGAAGGGUUAAAUGAUCUACACGUUGAAACGAAGUUUGAGCCGAGCGUCAGUAGAGUUGCGGAAGGAGUCCCUUUGGAAAGAGUUCAAACUGAAUCACAGGCUUCACAACAGGAUUUGGAUCCUAGAUUGGAAGAGUUCAUCAAAUAUUACAAAGAACAUGGUUGCAAUGGUUUCUCAUCUCAGCAGAAUGGUGCUGCAAAGAAAGUAACCAAAGAACCCAACGCAAUAUUCUCUUUAGAUUCUACUCUAGUCGGUAGUAGUAAAAAUGGAAACAGUAAUGGAAAAGUCCAUUUAGAUAAGAAGGGCAGACCAAUACCGCCACAUCCUCCUAGGUCUCGUUUACCACCUGCAUUGAAGGUAAGAUACGAGCCAGUUCCAUCAUCCUCUCGACCUGAUUCGAGCCAUACACCAUUAUCGGGUGCCAGCAAAUUCGGUUCUUUCUUGAAAAGGGUCACUUCUCAUACCGAUGACUCCUUCGUAUCAAGUAGAAGAAUGUCUUCAGCGUCAUCAUCAAUAUCGUUACCCAGGGAUGCAGAUGAGUCAUCUGUCGAUUCUUCUGAAGGAACUAUAAAUACUUCGGUGGUUCCGGGAUUGGAAAAUCUCAAACCUUUGAAGCGCGUUGCGUUUGCUGCAAACACGUAUUUCAAUGAUCCUCCUCAACAGAUCUGUUCCAGGAACCCUAGGAAAGGUGAAGUUGAAGUAAAAGCAGAUGGAUCUGUUGUUAUCCAUAGGUUAACUCCCGAAGAGAAACGUGAAAUACUGGAGAAGUCAAGUUGUGGUAUUGUGGUAGGAGGAACUGGGCAAUUGAAGUUAAUCAACCAAGAUGCACCAGCGACGUCUCCGGAUCAAAAUGAAGGCGCUGCAUUAAAACUCCAUGCUGAGGAUGACCAUGCGUCUCAACGUCGUCACAUCGAACUUGCAGCAGCAGAAGCUGCGGCAGAGGCCAGAGCUAAAGAUGCUCCACUAGAUUUACAGAGAACUGUGACAAAUAAUGAAGAAGAGGUUGGUGUCAACAAUACAUUAGAGAAAGUUACCAUUGACAAGCCAAUGACAUCAAGGAGAAAAGGUUCUAGCACAUCAUUGGCAUCCAUGAUAUCAUCGGAUUCUGCCUUGGUACCUUCUGAAGAUGAAAACGAACUUCUACCACCCAGAAAUAUAAAGAUCCCUCACGAUGUUGUGUAUACUCGUUGUUGUCAUCUAAGGGAAAUUCUUCCGAUCCCUGCUACUAUGAAGCAGUUGAAAAAGGGAUCAACGGAACCGAUACCGUUCCUACAAUUAAGAAACCCCAAACCUUCUAAAGUAGAAGUGCUUUCUUUCAGUGAUUUUUUGAGUAUCGCUCCGGUGUUAUGUCUAUCUUUAGACGGUGUGUCAUUGAGCGUGGAAAUGUUGAGAAUUAUUUUGAGUUCCAUCACAUAUAAGGAUAAAUUCGAAAAAUUAUCACUCAGAAACACUCCUGUAGAUCAUGACGGGUGGAAGGUCCUUUCAUAUUUCGUAUCCAAAUGCAAAAGCCUAAACUCGCUCGACGUUACCAUGAUUCCAGGAUUAGCGCUUAAUGUUCAAAAGCCAUCUAAAUCAUCAAAUGGCUCAACUGUUCCUAGAAUGGUUUGCAAUAUGGAGAACAGAUCUGAUAUGAACUGGAGUUUGCUUAGUGCGGCCGUGGCAGCUAAAGGUGGCUUAGAAGAAAUGAUCGUUUCAGGUGCCUUCAUGAAUCAAGUUCAACUACAAAACUUCAUUGAUAUUGCUUGGACAAAGACAUUAAGACUUGGCCUGGCCUACAAUAACUUAACUUUAGAGCAAUGUCAAUGCCUUGCAACCUGGAUGACUAACUCUAAAAUACAAGGUGUUGAUGUUGGUUACAAUGAUUUGAAUGGAAAAUUAGGACCGUUCAUAUCUGCCGUAAUAGAGAAGACGAAGAAAGGAAAAAAUGUGUUCAAAUUCCUAUCUCUUAACUCUACAAAUCUUUCGGUUCCUAAAGGUGCAAAAUCUGAGGAUAACGAGGUUUUGAGUUUGCUCAAUGGUCUUUGCUAUUGUGAUAGUUUGAAAUUUUUAGAUUUAUCCAAUAACCCAGGAUUAUUCCCAUACGGUAUGCGUACGUUGACAGCUAUUUUACCAGUGUUUGUGUCUUUGCUUCGUUUGCACUUAGAUAACAACAACCUAUCCACAACGGCAGUAAUGCAGUUUGCCGAAGUUUUGCCGAUGUGUCAACGCAUAAAUUAUAUUUCUCUAUUGGGAACCAAUUUGAAUAUAAUAUCUGCCAGUGCAUUGGCUGCUGCUGUAAAAAAUUCCAAGACUAUAAUCACAAUGGAUAUUGACUACGCCCAUGUCCCUGAUAGAAUCAAAGAAAAAAUCUCUGUCUAUAGUAUGAGAAAUACACAGAGAGAGCUCGAACAAAUUAAUAAAUCUGGUGGCGAUGAUGGACAUGAAAAAUUGAAGUCACUACAAGAAGAGCUUGGAAGGUUACUAACAGAAGAUUCUUCAACCAGGAGUGAUUAUGAUACAUUAGUGUCAAACUUCUUGGAACGUAUUCAAACUGUACGUGCGAAACUUCAUGCUGCAAUUGAAGAACUAUUCAAAUUGAGACUCAAUGGAGAGCUAAGUACGGAGGGUAAAGAAACUCUUAUUAAAUUUUGCUUUAUUGACGCAAGUUUUGAAAAGGGCUUGAAAUUACUAGCAAAGAAGAGUUUGCGAAGCGCAGGUUACCAUUCCCAUAAUGCAGCCACGUCAAAUGACCGUGAAAGCCCAUCACCAUUAACUUCACAAUCUGCGACAGCUUUAACUUAUCCGAAGAAACUAAACACCUUACUUUCUUCAUCGAAAUAUGCUUCCAGUGGCCACAGCGCUUUGUUACCCUUCCAUCAACCAUCUGUAGAAUCAUAUGAACCUGCAGAUGACGAGGUGGCACUAACAUACACGAGCGGUGAAGUGCAGAACGAAGCCAAAGAACAGUUGAAAGAAGAAGGUGAUGUUUUGAGGAAAAGUAGAGGAUUAAUGAAUGAACUACAAAGUACCGCUAACAAACGUGGCCAAGAGCUUAACACAGAUAUUUUGAGAAGGGUUGGCGAAAGAUUUGAUAGUGAACAUAUAUCAAAGACGCCCUUUUGA
This is a messenger RNA of Kluyveromyces lactis, 3795 nucleotides long. RefSeq names its product Mhp1p (gene MHP1). NCBI's taxonomy places the organism in Eukaryota, Fungi, Ascomycota, Saccharomycetes, Saccharomycetales, Saccharomycetaceae. Bases 1 to 3795 code for a protein of 1264 amino acids. The transcript has a single exon. The record is from RefSeq and is a predicted model, not a curated record.